ACAGCGUCAGUCAUUGUGCUGGAGCAGGACUUUACCCCUUAUCGAACGCCGUUGUCACUUCAACUUUUGUGUUUUCUCUCCUCGGUCCUAUACGGUCGUGUAUGACGUUUCACUUUCGCACAACUGGUGAGAAUGACUUGGGAAUUGAGGGACAUCGUGUAUAACCCUGUGUGGAUGAUCUCCACAGUCAUCCUGGGGCUGGUGGUACGAUCACAACGAAGGGGCUCGUGGGACCCACGCGCGUGUAAAGUGGAGCUCAAGGGGAAAACUGCCAUUGUCACCGGUGCCAAUACAGGCAUUGGGAAGUUCAUCGCCCUGGACUUUGCACGGCGGGGCGCACGUGUGAUCCUAGCUUGCCGGAGCGAAGCUCGAGGGAAUGCCGCCGUGCGUGAGGUCCGGCAGCUGAGCGGGAACGCGGACGUACACCUGCGCCUGGUGGACGUGUCCUCGCUGGAGUCCGUGCGGGAGUUCGCCACCAACAUUCUACGGGAGGAGAAAGAGGUCCACAUCCUGGUGAACAACGCUGGAGCCUCAGGUUUGCCUAGAGGCAUUACAGCUGAUGGGCUCGAGGUUUCCUUUGCAACAAAUCACGUAGGACCAUUUCUCCUAACCAGUCUUCUACUGGACCGUCUGAAGAGCUCAGCUCCAGCCCGCAUCAUCAAUGUGUCUUCUGUCAACCACUGGCGGGGGAAAGUGGACUUUUCUCAUUUCCACGGCAACAACCUUGUCUACCGCAUGGACGAAGUGUACAACCACACCAAGCUGCACAAUGUCCUCUGGACUAACGAACUUGCCAGACGGCUUAAGGGCACAGAUGUGACCGCGAACUCUCUGCACCCGGGAGUAGUGAUGACCGAAGUGAUGCGACACUAUAACUGGGUGGUGCAAUUCAUCUUCAAACUGGUUGGAUUUUUCUUCUUCAAGACUUCUGAAGAAGGGGCCGUAAGUACCAUCUAUUGUGCGGUAGCUGAGGAGACGGAGGGGAUCUCUGGGAAGUACUUUGACAGCGACUGCUCCCUGGUGAAGCCCUCGCCGACCGCCCGCGACCCCGCCAUUGCCCUCAAGAGCUUUGAGUUUUGCGAGAGACUGACCUCCAAACUUUAACCUCCACAGACACCCUGACCAUCUUAUCAGUCAGGCCCAGGCACCUAUACUGUUUUUAUAAACCUGAGGUCCCCUUUUCAGUUAUGUUUCAUAGUCUAGCUGCCAUGAGGUGGAUUUGCCCUCAUUUCAGAGCAGCAUUUGUUCUUGUUUUUGUUCUUGAUAACUGAUUUUCUGAUUUGACCCCUGUCUGAUAAGUUAGCAGUGAUGAAGAUUGGGUAGAAUUCAUCAGCUCGGUACACUGUUCAACCAUGACGCUUAAAAGCACUUACUGACCAACAAUAGCAACACUAGCAAGGUCAAAUUCCUUUCCAUUACUUUCCAGUCCAACAUUAUGCCAUAUUAAUCCGUAUAAAUAAUACAACACAAACAGCACAUAUAGGGGGCGUCUCUGAACUAAUGUUACUUGCCCCCAUUUAUCAGAAAUGCUACUACAUUUGAUAUAAAAAUGUGUAUUUUUGUACAUCUUACUAUCAAAUAUACAACAACAGAAGUUAUGUCUCUUUUAUGAUUAGGAACCAUGUUUGUUUUACAAUAAAGCUGCUGUUUCUGUAAUAGAGUCUUUAUUUUGACCCUUUCUAUUGAAGAUUUCUAUUCAGUCAUUUCCACUUGAAAGAUGAAAGCUGGUCUCCCCCUUACUUCUUAGACUGAACUAUCUCUCCUUAUGUUAUCUUCAAGAUAAAUGUGCACACUGAGCUGUAGUAGCAAGUGUACAAUACCCUCUGUAUGUCUAUGCAUGUCUUUGAUGUGUCUUUUCAUGUUUGCUGAGGUUAUCCAGGUAUUUUAAUAUGGUUAACUUAUGAACUCAUGUUCAACUUAUGCAUCCAUCAACAGAAACAUUCUGUUGGUCAACAGUACAAGAAGGCAUGUAACAGCACACUGAAUCCUAGAAGGCACAUUGGUCAAAUUCAGUGUGUGAAAGACAGAUAACACAGACACAGAUAACAUGGCACCAUCCUCCAUCUGUCCCUCUGCCAUGCCAUGGCCUGCAAACUCUUACAAUCUCAAGCGUAACCCUUCAGCUGUUCUGUGUUGAACAUCGUAUUAAAAUAAUUACUUGAUAAUUAAAAUAAUUAAUUUUGAAGUAAAAUUAAUUUAGAUCACGACAGCAACAUUUAAAACACUGAAGGGUUAAUUGUUCAAAUCAUGGGUUUAUCGUUGGUUCAAAUAAAGACAGUUAUUCAAAA
Molecule: messenger RNA, 2288 nt
Organism: Clupea harengus (Atlantic herring)
Lineage: Eukaryota; Metazoa; Chordata; Actinopteri; Clupeiformes; Clupeidae
Source: RefSeq, a predicted model, not a curated record